Molecule: messenger RNA, 2118 nt
Organism: Vombatus ursinus (common wombat)
Lineage: Eukaryota; Metazoa; Chordata; Mammalia; Diprotodontia; Vombatidae
Gene: CRHR2
Product: corticotropin releasing hormone receptor 2
Exons: 13
Coding region: 1-1320 (439 amino acids)
Biological process (GO): long-term synaptic potentiation; adenylate cyclase-modulating G protein-coupled receptor signaling pathway; cell surface receptor signaling pathway
Cellular component (GO): axon terminus; plasma membrane; dendrite
Molecular function (GO): corticotropin-releasing hormone receptor activity; peptide hormone binding; corticotrophin-releasing factor receptor activity
Source: RefSeq, a predicted model, not a curated record
AUGGCUAAGGCCAGGGCACCGGAGGCCCCCCGGCCGAGUUUCCAUUCUGCCCUCUGGGUCUUGAUCCUGAAGCCCCUGGCACUGCGUCUGCUGCUGCCCCAAGUCACCCCGCUGGGCGACGCCUCCAUAGACUUGCCCCUCCGGGAGCUGCUGGGUCAUUAUUGCCACCUGCUGUCCACCUUCUCCAAUCUCACAGGUCCCUACUGCAAUGCCACCACUGACCAGAUUGGGACGUGCUGGCCCCGCAGCGCCGCUGGGGCCUACGUGGAAAGACCCUGCCCCGAGUUCUUCAACGGCAUCAAAUACAACACCACAAGGAAUGCCUACCGAGAAUGCAUGGGCAAUGGGACCUGGGCCUCCCGAAUCAACUACUCCCAGUGUGAGCCCAUCUUGGACGACAAGAGGAAAUAUGACGUGCACUACAAGAUAGCGCUCAUCAUCAACUACCUGGGUCACUGCGCGUCCAUGGGGGCUCUCCUCGCCGCCUUCCUGCUCUUCCUCGGUUUACGGAGCAUCCGCUGCCUCCGGAAUAUCAUUCACUGGAACCUCAUCACGACUUUCAUCCUCAGGAACAUCCUGUGGUUCCUCCUGCAGCUGAUCGACCACACGGUCCAUGAGAACAACGAGGCUUGGUGUCGAUGCAUCACCACCAUCUUCAACUACUUCGUGGUGACCAACUUCUUCUGGAUGUUUGUUGAAGGCUGCUACCUUCACACGGCCAUUGUCAUGACCUACUCUACAGACAAGUUGAGGAAAUGGGUCUUCCUGUUCAUUGGAUGGUUCAUCCCCUGCCCCAUCAUCAUCGCCUGGGCCAUCGGCAAACUCUACUAUGAAGAUGAGCAAUGCUGGUUUGGCAAAGAACCAGGGAACUAUGUUGACUACAUCUAUCAAGGCCCAGUGAUUCUGGUGCUCCUGAUCAAUUUUGUUUUCCUGUUCAACAUUGUUAGAAUUUUGAUGACGAAGCUUCGCGCAUCUACCACUUCAGAGACGAUGCAAUACAGGAAGGCAGUCAAGGCAACCCUGGUCCUCUUGCCCCUCCUGGGCAUCACCUACAUGCUCUUCUUUGUCAACCCCGGAGAUGACGAUGUGUCCCAGGUUGUGUUCAUUUACUUCAAUUCCUUCCUGCAGUCUUUCCAGGGCUUCUUUGUCUCUGUGUUCUACUGCUUCCUGAAUGGAGAGGUCCGAGCAGCUGUGAGGAAGAGAUGGCGCAGGUGGCAGGAUCACCAUGCCUUACGGGUCCGGGUUGCCCGGGCCAUGUCAAUCCCCACGUCCCCCACAAGGAUCAGCUUUCACAGCAUCAAGCAGACAGCCACUGUCUGAUGCUAUUACCCCCCCUUCCUCCCCCUCCCCCUCCAGAGAUGCUCCUCUUGCCUCUUUCUUGUCCUCCUCCUUUCUUGGGCAGUUUAACAUGGGGGAAGAGAGGAGAAAAGGGGCCUGGAUGGGUGGUGUAGAAGGAGAGUGAUGUCAGAGAAGUCGGGGCGUGCAGUGGGGUGGCGAGAUGACUGGAAAUGGCCCAAACCUGGGACCAGCAGAUCAGAAGAGCCGAGGCCUCUGUCACACUUGCCAGAGCACUCUUGUCCUCACAGUGUCCCCAGGAGAGAAAUGGAGGCUGAAUUAGUGUCUCCACUUGCCUGAUGAGGAAAUGGAGGCCUGGAGGGUCAGAGUCAGAGAGGAAGGGAUGGAAGGGGCUACAGAAGACCCUUAGUCCAGGCCAUUUUACAGAUGGGAAAACUGAGGGGAGAUCAUGGCCAUGGUUAUCCAGACACUCCACAAUGAAGCUGGGGCUAGGACUCAGGUCUCUUGACAGCCAGUUUUUUCCACUGCACCAUUUAUGGGACAGCCUUCCCCUCCCCCAGCUAGUUUCCCCAAGCUGCCGGAGCAGGAACACCAAAAGAUGCGUAGCUUCCUUCCAACCCAAUCUCCUCCCUGUUGUGUUGAGGCCCACUGGCCAGGCCUUGUGUAACCUGGCAGAACAAAGAAGAUGGGGAGGGAGGGAAGAGGACCACAUUGAAGGGUGAAGGGAGGGCUGUCAGCCACACAAACCAAAGCAUCUCUUCUGUGUUUGAAACCUAGAAGCCAGGGUCCUAGGGACCUCAACUGGACCCUUCCCCUUCAGAA